AUGGGUGGAAUCAAAUGCAGGAAAUGUGGUGCGACAGUCUCUAGUGAAGCUGCAACAGCACGGUUGGCUACGAGUGGAAUAUACUGGCUUGGAGAAAAGUUUGUUCAGGGUUUGGAAGCAGUUGCCAAGGGUUUGGCAGCGGUUGCCGAUAUUGUUGCAGGCACCUCCAUUCAUGCAGGUGUACCUCCACCAAGUAAGACCCCUUUGAUUAACUAAAAUGCGAAUCGGAAUGAAAUCUCUGUAAAUUCUCUCGUAGAGAGUGGACUUCUUGCUGAACAAUAUAACAACCAAGGAUUUAAAUGCGUCAAUGGACAUUCUGG
Molecule: messenger RNA, 320 nt
Organism: Rotaria sp. Silwood1
Lineage: Eukaryota; Metazoa; Rotifera; Eurotatoria; Philodinida; Philodinidae
Source: the annotation of a GenBank genome assembly